Penicillium lagena is the source of this 4476-nucleotide messenger RNA. Its product is annotated as Dihydroxy-acid/6-phosphogluconate dehydratase. The transcript has 10 exons. Lineage: Eukaryota; Fungi; Ascomycota; Eurotiomycetes; Eurotiales; Aspergillaceae. The record is from RefSeq and is a predicted model, not a curated record. Gene Ontology annotation, molecular function: hydro-lyase activity; protein binding. The coding region runs from base 1 to 4476 and encodes 1491 amino acids.
AUGCAGAACAACACCGACCCAGAACCGCCCAACUCCGACUACGAUCUCACCAAGCCUAUAACAUCCACCUCCGGACUCCGCCAGGGUCUCACCUCGUACGGAGAUGCCCAUUUCUCGUUAUUUCUUCGCAAAGUAUUCAUUAAGGCACUGGGUUACUCGGAAGAUGCUCUCUCACGACCGAUUGUGGGGAUUAUCAACACCUUCUCGGGGUUUAAUCCCUGCCACGCAAAUGUGCCCCAGUUGAUCGAGGCUGCGAAGCGCGGCGUGCAGCUCAAUGGGGGAUUAGCAGUCGAGUUCCCUACUAUCAGUGUUCAUGAGUCAUUCUCGCACCCGACAAGCAUGUUUCUGAGGAAUCUCAUGAGCAUGGAUACCGAGGAGAUGAUUCGAGCGCAGCCGUUGGAUGCUUGUAUUAUGAUUGGAGGCUGUGACAAAACCGUUCCAGCACAGCUGAUGGGCGGUAUCUCAGCUAACAAACCAAUCCUGCCUUUGAUUACGGGCCCCAUGCUGCCGGGCAGUAAUCGAGGACAGAGAAUUGGGGCGUGCACCGACUGCCGCAAUAACUGGGCGGCGUUUCGAGCGGGCGAGAUUGAUCUCGAGGAGAUCUCUGCCAUCAAUGAAGAGCUUGCCCCGACGAUUGGAACGUGCGGUGUCAUGGGAACUGCCAGCACGAUGGCAUGCGUGACGGCCGCACUGGGUAUGAUGCCUCUCCGAGGCGCAUCCGCCCCAGCUGUAUCGUCUGCACGGCUGAGAAUCGCCGAGGAGACCGGGAAAAAUGCAGUGAUGCUUGCCAAAACUGCUAGAAAACCACAGGAUGUGUUGACGAAGGAGUCUUUCCUCAACGCCAUCACAGUCCUCCAAGCCAUCGGAGGCUCGACUAAUGCCGUGGUCCAUUUACUGGCUAUCGCAAACAGACAUCCCGCUCUCGAUGGCGCGAUCACACUGCAGACCAUUGAAGAAGUAGGCCGCAAGACCCCGUUGCUGGUAGAUCUCAAACCAAGCGGGGAUAACUAUAUGGACGAUUUCCACAACGCAGGAGGCAUGCUGCGAUUGUUGCAGGAGCUUCGACCGCUCUUACACCUGUCAGUCAUGACCAUCACUGGGCAGACGCUGGGCGAAGUGCUGGACGCAUCUCAGUCCAAGAGGCCCUCGUUUGCUCAAAAGAUCAUCCGGCCGCUUUCCGAUCCUCUCUUCCCUUCGUCAUCUCUCGUCGUGCUCUAUGGCAACCUUGCACCUGAUGGGGCGGUCACCAAAGCAUCUGCAUCAAAGUAUCGAUCAUUGCUUUCGCACACCGGGCCCGCGGUAGUAUUUGAGAAUUCCGCUGACCUGGCGCAACGAAUUGACGAUCCGAAUCUGGCAGUGACCAAGGACUCUGUACUCGUUCUCAAGGGAAUUGGGCCCGUGGGUAAUCCCGGUAUGCCCGAGGCGGGAAUGAUUCCCAUUCCCAAGAAAUUGGCCGGCGCGGGGGUGAAAGAUAUGCUGCGCCUGUCUGAUGGGCGAAUGUCCGGCACGGCGGGAGGAACCAUCAUCCUGCACAUCUCGCCAGAGGCUGCAUUGCCGGAAUCCCCCUUUGGGAUUGUUGAGACGGGCGAUUUGAUCACCUGUGACAUCGAAACUCGUAGAUUACAUCUGGAUGUGCCCGACCAAGUUAUCCAGACUCGGAUUCAGGCGCGCAAACAGAGGGUGGCGGGAGAGGUAGAGCAGCGACAGCGACGACGAGGAUAUCGGGGACUGUACGAGCGCAGUGUGAACCAAGCGCAGGACGGGGCCGACUUUGAUUUCCUGACUGCAAAAGAACGCGUAUCCCUAACUUGGAGACGCGUCUUCCCUCACUCAACGUUGUCUGACUACCUCCCAAUCACCAAUUCUCGGUCGCAACAUUCCCAGAAUGAGCUUCGACGCAAUGCGCCCGCGGGGGCGGCCAGCGCGUACGUCGGCGUGUUUUUAUUUUUUAUCAGUAUUCGAUCCCAUUCACUGACCGGAUUUUCUCCCAUUCCAGACACCCCGGGGACGACUGUGCUCACAUACACGCCCAACGGGAAGCGCGUGAUCACCGGCGGAUCCAACUCCGCCAUUCGAAUUUACACCGUGGGCCAAGAUGGAGAGCCCCGGACAGUCGACGAGGGCGUGGACGCGAAUCACGGCAUCGGUGCCACGAACGAGUGUUUUAUUAUGGGCGCGGAGGACGGCACGGUAUGGCAGUACGAUAUCACAUCCGGCAAGAUGCGGAACUUGCUGGUACGCUGCGCGCUGCCGGUGCGCGAUAUUGCGGUGUCCAGGGACGGCGAAUGGGCCGCCGUGGCAAGCGAUGAACUCACGGUGAAAAUCGUCAAAAUCGAGGACAUGACCCAGGUCAAAUACCUCCGGGAACAGCCCAAAGGAGCUAAGCACGUCACCUUCGAUCCCAAUGGGCGCUAUGUUUCAGUUUCCUGCACGGACGGCAUUAUCUACAUCUAUUCCCUGCACGAGGAAGAACCGGAGUUGGUCCGCAAGCUCGAUGGAGUGAUUCGAAGACUCGAGCCGGAUGCAGAGGCGACAUCGAGAGCCGUGUGGCACCCGGACGGCACGGCGUUUGCAUCUGCGGAGGCCACCAGGGAUAUCUCCAUCUACUCUGUCUCGGAGUGGAAGAAAGAGAAGACCUUUGCUGGUGGGCAUACCGGCGACAUCACGGCCCUCAGCUGGGCGCCGAAUGGAUCCCUUCUGGCAUCGGCGGCCGCAGAUGGUCAGAUCAUCCUCUGGGAAACGAAAACUCAAAAGAUCCUGCAACGCUACGACUUUGGGAAUGUCAUCAACCUAGCCUGGCAUCCGACUAAGAACUCGCUGUCCUUCACCACCUCUGAUGGCGAACUGUUCAUUCAUGAUGAUUUUGUGCCGAGGGAACACGAGUCGUUGCUUCAGAAGCCGUUGCAGGCAGCUCCUAUCUUCCCAGGCCCACUGACUGAGAUCUCCAACAAUGUCAGUAGGACCUUAGCGGAUCGGUCCAAGGAGGCCAUCCAGCGGGCAGCUAGAAAGGGAUCACCAGACUCAUUAGAUGACAUCCUCGGCGAGGACGAUGAAAUGCCGGAUUUUGUCGAUGAUGACGAUGGGGCAGGCUAUGCCGAAGGGCUCAACCCGUAUGGCAAGCGGACAAACGGCCACCUGGAAGAUCUUGGCCCGGACAGCAAGCGUGUCUACUCUGGCUCGUUUCAGCCCAAUCCCCACCCACCUCUUCAGCCUGGUAGUACGCCAUGGGCUGGAAAUCGGCGAUAUCUCUGUCUGAACUUGACUGGCGCCGUCUGGACUGUCGAUCAAGAGACACACCAUACCGUGACCGUGGAAUUCUACGACCGCGAGCUGUAUCGGGACUUCCACUUCACAGAUCCGUAUCAAUACGACAAAGCCUGCCUCAAUGAGAACGGAACGCUCUUCGCUAACAGUCCGGAUGAUGGCAGUCCUGCCACUAUCUUCUACCGGCCACAUGAGACAUGGACCACGAGAGCAGAUUGGCGCACCCAGUUGCCCGAGGGCGAAAUGGUCCGAGCUCUUGCACUAAGUGAUUCAUACAUUGUCGCCGUGACGACGAAAGGCUACGUCCGAGUAUACACACUUUUUGGGACACCAUUCAAAGUGUAUCGGCAAAAGAGUCAGGGCGUCAGUUGUGCCGCCUGGAGGGACUACAUUAUGAGCAUUGGUAACGGCCCCUUGGGACCUGAUGGCCGCCACACGACGUUACGAUAUACAAUUGAAAAUGUCAAGCGGGACGAGAUAUGCCAGAACGAGGACGAGGUUGCACUCCCAGAAGGCGUUCAAUUGAAGAAUGUCUUCUUCUCCGACACUGGGGACCCUUGUAUCUAUGACACGACGGGGGUGUUGCUCGUCUUGCAGCACUGGCGCACGCCCGGUCAAGCCCGGUGGGUGCCUCUUCUAGACACGAAGCAGCUCGCCCGUCUGGCUGGUGGCCGCAAAGAAGAAACCUACUGGCCGGUGGCCGUAGCGCACGACAAAUUCCACUGCAUCAUCCUCAAGGGCGGAGACCAGCACCCGUACUUCCCGCGGCCACUCCUCAGUGAAUUUGAAUUCCAGGUUCCUGUGUCUGCCGUCCCGCCGAAAGAUUCUAGCGAUCCUGAGGGUGCGGACGCGCGCGACGAGACUGCCAAGUUCGAGGAGGCGUUUGUGCGCAGCAAUGUCCUCCUCUCUCUCUACCGGGAUCUAUUGGCCUCGACCAACGCGACCGCCAGCCAGCGCGCCGAGCUGGCGCGCAAAGAGCUGGAGAUGAACAAGACCCUGCUCCAGAUGCUGGCCAACGAGUGCCGGGAGGGCGAGGACCGCGGCAUGAAGGCACUGGAGCUGGUGGGCAUGAUGUCUGACCGUAAUGGCAAGAUGGUCGAAGCGGCGGCCAAGGUGGCCCAGCGCUAUGGGCGAGGUGUGCUGGAGGACAAGAUCCGCGACCUGGCGGAGCGCCGUGUAAUGGGCAUGGACGACGACGACGAGCUGGCAUGA